AUGGGUAAGGUACAUAAAACUUAUCUUGCAGCGCUAAAUGCAAAGUCUGAGCCUAAAAGUUUCAGAGAAGCAAUGAAGUAUCCAGGAUGGAAGAAAGCAAUGGCAGAAGAAAUAAGAGCAUUGGAAGAACAAGGUACAUGGGAUUUGACAGAGUUACCGCCGGGUAAAAAGGCACUAGGCAGCAAGUGGAUCUAUACAGAAAAGUAUGAUGAGAACGGAAAGUUGGUACGAUUAAAAGCGAGACUUGUAAUCUUUGGAAAUCAUCAAGUUGAAGGAUUAGAUUACAAUGAAACGUUUGCACCAGUGGCGAACAUGACAACUGUUCGUAUGUUUCUGGCCGUUGCAGCGGCUAAAGAGUGA
Papaver somniferum (opium poppy) is the source of this 360-nucleotide messenger RNA. RefSeq lists its product as uncharacterized. The record is from RefSeq and is a predicted model, not a curated record. The transcript has 2 exons. The coding region runs from base 1 to 360 and encodes 119 amino acids. NCBI's taxonomy places the organism in Eukaryota, Viridiplantae, Streptophyta, Magnoliopsida, Ranunculales, Papaveraceae.